AUGAGGGCAUUGAGAUCAGCAGAAUCCAAGAAAUCAACCCCCACUCUACGAAGCGCAUUCCCUGAAGGUGGUGGUGAAUAUCCAAAUCAAGACGACCUCAAGGAGAUAUCACUAACUUCUAAGGCCAAAUGUCCAGGCGGGAUAAUGGAACGGCGUCCAAAUGCAUACGAAGCACAAAGCAACAAGACAGCUGCUACCACAAGAAGGUUAAAGCAAUCUGAAGACGAAAGGAUCCACCCUCUUCUAAGAAGUAUCAAGCGUCAACAGCUAGCAAUGGAAGAAAUACAAAAAAAGAGCUUCCCUGAGGACGACACGAAGGCAUCAUAUCUUUGGGGAACAUCAUAUCUCCCAACUAACACUUCAAUUAAUUCAGCUCGAAGUCCGAGUCUAACGACUUAUAGCUUAAACACCCAAGACCAAGACUAA
Molecule: messenger RNA, 426 nt
Organism: Plasmodium inui San Antonio 1
Lineage: Eukaryota; Apicomplexa; Aconoidasida; Haemosporida; Plasmodiidae
Exons: 1
Coding region: 1-426 (141 amino acids)
Source: RefSeq, a predicted model, not a curated record